GUAGCCAACGAGCGUACAUACUUGGCUUGGGUUCGUACAAGUUUAUCCAACAUGACAGUUGGUAUAGGUAACACGAAACAAUGCUUUAUUUUUCAUGAAGAUGAUACAAAUAGUUUCAUUGGAAAAUGCAUUGGUACUGUCUUUAUCUCUAUGGGGAUGGUCUAUUUAGUAUUUGCUUGCAUGCGCUAUUUUCAUUCUCAAGAAUCCAUGACAAAAGGCAAAUUUCCAUCCAGUCGUUCAAUUAUUCUUUUUAGUUCUAUCAUGACUUUAUGCGCGCUUAUUGCGAUAUUCGUCAUUAUUGCAAAAAAGUACUACACUUAA
Molecule: messenger RNA, 321 nt
Organism: Mycotypha africana
Lineage: Eukaryota; Fungi; Mucoromycota; Mucoromycetes; Mucorales; Mycotyphaceae
Exons: 2
Source: RefSeq, a predicted model, not a curated record